AUGCUAAAGACUACUGAGUUGACGAUAACCCAUAUUGACCGCACUGUUGAAAUUGAAUCGGGGUGUUUAAUACUUGAAAUUGACCAGCUGAAGAUUCUGGUGAAUUUUGGGACUGAACCGGACUUGUCCCUUGAUAUCUACCCCAAUUUAGAACAGAUACAAGGAAUCACACAUAUUCUUUUGUGUUCAAGUGAUAUAUCAUCUUUAGGCGGUCUAGUGCACUUGCGAGAUUUAGACAUUUCUGUGCCAAUUAUUGGAACUGUACCUAUCAAGAUUUUAGGCCGGAUUGAGAUUAUGGAAAGAGUCCAGGUCUUACAAGACUUCCAUGGUCUCUCUCAUUUUGGCAAUCGGCCCGAUGAAGUUUUUGACCGGAUUGUGCCUUUGAAGUAUAUGCAGACCUAUGAAAUAGCUGAUAAUAUUACAGUGGGACCUUUAAAUAGUGGCAGUUCAACCGGUGGUGCUAUCUGGAAAAUUCAAAAGAAUGAUCAAGUUUGGAUUGUUUGUGAUAAGGUUAACCACCGAAAAGAAGCUCAUUUAGAUGGUUUAGAUACGACUAGUAUGAAAAAAGCUAUCUGUAUAGUGGUGAACAGUGCUAAUACUAAGCUAGAACGAACUACUCGUAAAGAAAGAGAUACGGCUUUAAUGAGUAUUAUCAGAGAUACAAUCAAAAAAGAAGGGAAGGUUAUGAUUGCUACUUCAUUUUCGCAAUUACUAGAACUAACUAUGACUAUUCAUAAUGCGCAACCUUCACCACCUCUACCUAUGGCUUUGUACUCCUACUACGGUAAGAAGUACUUUGAUGCAGUUAAGACUAUUCUGGAAUGGACAGGUACUUCUGUUCUGCAACGGUUUAACCAAGAGAAAGAGAAUCCUUUUAACUUAUUGCGCUUGGAGUUCUAUGAUGAAUGUGUUUCUGAAAGACUUGAUGCCCCGAUUGUCUUUGUGAUUGAUAAGUAUGGUGAUUCUGGGUUUGCCCCAAUUGUUCUGCCUAUUAUUGCUAAAUCAUCAAGUAAUACGAUUAUUCAGACAACACCUAGUUUUGGGUACAGCAAGAAGUUCAGUAUUUGUCCGAUUAAGUAUACGCGACUUUCAGAUAGUGAAAUCAAAAAGCAAGAUAAGAUGUCCAAAAAAGAACAAGAAGAAGAAGAGACUCAGAAGAAAAUAGAUGAUUUGGUUAAGCAAAAGAUAGAGGAUUCCUCAGAAGAAGAGGAAGAUCGUGGCCAGAUUCUUUGCAAGUUCUGGCACCAAAUCCAAGAUGAAAUUGAUACGACAGAAAAAGAACAAAACUAUAUCGGCUACGAUCUAGAAGGUACGAUCAAUGACUUAAUGUUUCCCAAUCCUUCCCGGCGCAAACCAUCCGAUGAGUAUGGUGAACCUAUUUUCAUUCGCCAUCAUAAAGAAGAGGAAGAACAAAAAGUAGAGAUAAAGCCUGAGAUUGUGAAGAAGAAAGCUUUCAAAAUCUUUAUCAAAGAAAAGAAGAAUAUCUCUAUCAAAGCUAAAAUAGAAACAGUUCUCUUUACUGGUGAAUGUGAUAUUUAUAAUUUCAAAGGUUUAUUGGCUGGAGCUGAAACGGACCGUAUCAUUGUUUAUGGUCAAAAUCCAGAUAAGAGAAAAGUCCUUACGGCCUAUCUUAUGUACACCAGUACGGCCCCAACCGUUCAAGAACUAGUCACUUCCCAGGAAGUUUAUGCUGUUCGACAUACUUUACCCGUUAAAAUCCAAAAGGAUCUACUUCUUCAAGUCAACAUGCAGCCACUGGGGACGUGUAUGAUUGGUUACUUCCAUGGUAAGAUUGAAAAGGGUAAGAAGGCCCUACUUCUUCUACCUACGGCUGAGGAGAACCAGGAAAAAGAAGGAAUGUGCAUUGGUACUAUUCGCCUCAAAGACCUUCGUCAAUUAUUCAUUGAAGCCAAGAUAAAGUCGGAAAUUAUUGAUAACAAACUUAUUGUUAAUGAAAACAUCUUCAUUUAUUUUGAUGGUAUCUAUCUUAAAAUUGAAGGAGAACUCUCUAAGGAGUUCUAUACUGUCCGCAAACUCCUUUCCAAAAGUGUUGCCUUCCUUAAUACCUAA
This is a messenger RNA of Nematocida homosporus, 2070 nucleotides long. Its product is annotated as cleavage and polyadenylation specificity factor subunit 2. Gene Ontology annotation, molecular function: RNA binding. Lineage: Eukaryota; Fungi; Microsporidia. The coding region runs from base 1 to 2070 and encodes 689 amino acids. Gene Ontology annotation, biological process: mRNA 3'-end processing by stem-loop binding and cleavage. The record is from RefSeq and is a predicted model, not a curated record. The transcript has a single exon. Gene Ontology annotation, cellular component: mRNA cleavage and polyadenylation specificity factor complex.